Messenger RNA from Drosophila gunungcola (fruit fly), 3818 nucleotides. Its product is annotated as GPI inositol-deacylase. The record is from RefSeq and is a predicted model, not a curated record. The coding region runs from base 74 to 3022 and encodes 982 amino acids. Gene Ontology annotation, molecular function: phosphatidylinositol deacylase activity. The transcript has 10 exons. NCBI's taxonomy places the organism in Eukaryota, Metazoa, Arthropoda, Insecta, Diptera, Drosophilidae. Gene Ontology annotation, biological process: GPI anchor metabolic process; endoplasmic reticulum to Golgi vesicle-mediated transport. Gene Ontology annotation, cellular component: endoplasmic reticulum.
GAAUGCAUUUGUCCAUCCCCAUCGAUUAUUUUUUGUAAACAUAAACAGAGAUAUGAAAAACUGAAAUCGAAGGAUGUUUAUGUUCCGAAACUGCGCGGUUCUGCUGGUGAUCGGCUCCAUCUGCUGCUUCAUCUACGGCCUGUUCCAGUUGCACGUGGAGGUGGAGCCCAAUGCCUGCCGGAUGACCUACAUGUUCGGCGAGCCCAUGUUUGCGAAAGUUGGGGUCAAGGACAGCGAUCUGUAUCCAAACUAUGGGCUGUACUACUACUACGAGGGCGUGCGGCAGCAGCCGGUGGACCCACUGAAGCGCCGGAUGACGGGUGCUCCCGUGAUUUUUGUGCCCGGCAAUGCCGGCUCCUAUAAGCAGGUACGUUCCCUGGCCUCUGUGGCCCUGCGCAAGGCGAUGUCCGAUGAUACGGGCCUCCACCUGGACUACUACACCAUCGACUACGAUGAGGAGCUGUCCGCCUUGUAUGGCGGGUAUCUGCCUCGCCAGCGUAGCUACCUGAAGCUCUGCAUCCGCACUAUCCUAGGGAUUUACGCCGGCCGUGCGGAACAGCCCUCCAUUGUGCUAAUUGGUCAUUCAAUGGGCGGCAAGCUGGCUCAGUCGGUACUGGUGGAUCCGGCCAUUGGGCAGUACAUCAACACCAUUGUCAGCAUCUCCACGCCGCUGGAUCAGCCGGUGCUUAACUUAGACGCCCAGCUGGAGGAGUUCUACGAGCAGACGAACGCCGGGCUGGGUAAGCUGCGCACUGCCACGGUGCCCACGAUGACGACGAAUGUGUGCCAAAGCCUGCACCAGCGGCCGCCGAAUGUGCAGCGAAUGGCCAAUCAGGACAGCUCGGCGCGGCUGGACAACGUUCUGCUCAUUUCCACGGGCGGUGGCAACAGGGAUCUGCUGGUGCGCCCCGGACUCACCACCUCCCAGUUUAACGAUUUGCAUGCCAUGACUUCGGCAAUCCCAAAAGUGAGCCUGAGCUGCGACCAUCUGUCCGCCGUGUGGUGUCUGCAGUUCAUGCAGGCCAUCAACCGCUUCCUCUUCAGCAUUGCCCAUGUGCGCGAGGAUCGCUCUUCGAUCGUCUUUGGCACCAACAAGCAGCGCAACCUGCAGUCAGCCCUGUCCACCUUUGUGAAGUCACGAAGGCGUCAGCAAAGUACUGUGCGAUUCGGAGCAGCAGGAAAUUGGCACGAGGAGCGACGUCUGGUGAUCAACAAGUACUUCACAAACGGACUUAAGGGCACCUUCUUCGACUUGAUUGGUCUGCAGCGCCAGGAGAGGUACAGAAAGAUGGCCAUCGAGGCCUUGAACGUGGAUGACGAGGACUGGCUGUUCGGCUGCUCCGCUCAGGAGCACAAUAAGACGGAACAGCUUCAUUGCGAAAAGGCCACCUCGCUGAUGCACCUCGUACAGCGGCUGCCCAACGAAGAUCGCGAUCCCCGGAGCAUUGCCAUCCUGGAUCUGCACAAUCUGCGCAAGACCUACGUGCAGUGGAGCCAUGUCCUAGUGCGCUUGCCAGCGAGCUCUAAAAGGAUUGGCUAUAACUUGGACAUCUAUGAUCCUCGUGAGCGGGUCAUGGACAUCAAGAUGCCACGCUGGUACACCAUGGCCAAGCUGCCGUUGAUAAACGAAACCCUCCAGGGCACCCUCCACCAUCGACUGCGCAUCUCCGAGAUGGUGGAUCCCUACCAGAGCAUCCGGGUGAUUGUGGAGCCGCUGCAGUGCAUUAACCCGGAGUACAGGGUGACCGCCAGAAUAUGCGUUCCCUGGGCAGCGGGCUUUGAACGCUUUCAGACCAUCAAAUCGUUCGAUCAGAAACCUCAAUUGUAUGUUAAUGUGCCAACGUUAGUGCCCAGACAUUAUAAUACCACACAGAAUCCGGUGACAGUGGAUCUAUAUAUGGAUCCAAUUUGUCGCUAUCGAAUCAGCUACGAAUACUCGUAUUCCUCGGCUUUGUCUCGAUUGGUUCUCGAGUUCUACGGUUGGCUGCCGGCACAUCUGGUCUGCGUUCUACUGAUUGUGCUGAGGAAGCAGGUCGAGACCUUUCACGUGGUGGGAACGUUUCGUAGUCUACGUCCCUAUGUGGGUUACCUGCAGUACACUUCGCUCUAUGUGGUCACAGCCUGUCGCCUGUUAAAGAAGCUAAUCAUCAGCAGCCGCUUGCUGCCGGAGCCAGAGCCCCUGGACUACAGCAUCAAUGUGUCGAUUGUGCUCCACUGCGCAGCCAUCGCGCUGUCCCUGCUGGCCACUCUUGGCACCUGGCUGGCGUUGACGCUCUACGGCAAUGCCUUCUACCGCCUGGCCCUGCGCGUCACUCGCCUCUCGCAGGCCACCUCCAACGUGAUGAUCUCGAUCAUGACCCACCUGCCCAUCACGUACGGCAUUCUGACCAUUGCCACGGCCAUGGGCACCUGCAGCGGCGUAAGCCUGCUCCUGGCCUUUGUAUUCUACUUCCUGAUGCUGUCGAAUGCGUACAAGGACUAUCUGGAGGACUUUCUGUGGCAGAAGGCGGCCAAUUUGGUGCGUGGCAAGCCAACUGCUGCUGCUGUGUCUCCCCAGGAUUCAACCAGCGGGGAAGAGGCAGGUCAGCAGGAGGCGCUGGAGCCGAAGGAUAAACAGCAGGGGAAGGUGGAGGAGGAGGAGGAGCCAGAGCCCUGUGUGGGUCUGCAGAACUUUUCCUUCCACGUCACUUUGCUGCUGAUGCUGUUCAUGCAACUGCUGCUCAAUGCUCCUAGUACUUUGGCCUGGGCGCGCAGUCGUCGACAUGGCAUUAACCUACCGGAUCCGAGUCUGUAUCCCAGCAUAGUGGUCCUGGCAUCACUUAGUUUGCUCUUGCAGCUGCGGGCUCCUCAAAAAUGUCAAGGAUACUGGAUGCUGUCCAUUGUGUUUUACGUUCUGGCCGGCGUGGUUUUACUGUACUGCCAGGCGGCCAUCUACAGGCUGACCUUUGUGAUUGCCGGCGCCUUCGCUCUGUUGGCUGUCCAUCAAGGUCUCUGGGUCCUGUGGCGUCGUCUGUCGUCCUAAAUCUGAUUCACUUGGUUCUCUCUGUGUUAAUUCGUUAUUGAUUGCCGCGUUAGUUAAUUCAGUCCGAGUUGGGGGCUUAUGUAAGCCAGCUGUCGCGAGGCAAAUAAGCCCAGAUCGGGAUCUGGAUCUCUCCUACCUAGCGGGAAGUCCAAAUUGAGACCGAAUGGGCGUUGCUCCCGAUUUGCCUCGAUCGCACAUUACACGUAUUAAUUGGUUUUACGCCUGUCGCCGGCGCUUUUGGUUUAGCGAUAUCUCGCUGUCUAACACACCAAUCUCCAUUUGGGGGAAAUGUGUGAAAACGCCUAUAAGUCGCAGCGCCAGUUGGCCACACUCCCCAUCCCGACUCGGUUUUCCUUUUAGCCAAAGACAUUAUCCGUAGUAUUUGUUUUAGACCUUACCGAAAUUAACCACAAUACUCUGCUGUAAGAUUUUCUAUGAUAUGAGAUUUUAAUUUUUUCAUUGCUUGCAAUUUUCCCUUUUUUUUUUAACAAUAAACUAAACCAAGAGUCAUAUACAUAUUUGUGAAACAUACACGAAAAUGUUAAAUUCGUUUCUGUUAGAUUUGUUCUUACUUGUUCAAUAUUUGUUUAUAUUAUAUAUAUGUUGUAUUCGUCUUAAAAUAAUUUAUAAAACGCUAAUUUCUUCCGAUCAACUAAUAGAUAAUCAACCUAGAAUAGCUGCCAUAUGUCACAAACAGACUUUAUUGUAUAAAUAUUGUAACUUUGUACAUUGUUUUUAUUUGAAUAGUCCCUUGUUUUACCCUUGAAAUACAAUUUGAUACAUUUUGUAAACUCCA